Truncatella angustata is the source of this 906-nucleotide messenger RNA. RefSeq lists its product as uncharacterized. The transcript is spliced from 4 exons. Lineage: Eukaryota; Fungi; Ascomycota; Sordariomycetes; Amphisphaeriales; Sporocadaceae. Bases 1 to 906 code for a protein of 301 amino acids. The record is from RefSeq and is a predicted model, not a curated record.
AUGGCGCAGCUCAUCUUCAAGCCUAAUGAACGCAGAGCAGUUCGACAUAUACGCAGAGGCAUGAUACCAACAAUGCAUAAUGAUAGAGAAGAGCAUCAUGUACAGCACGACAACGCAGUAGAUGUGCGAACGGUUUCCGCCGGCACGUCCAAAGCCAUGUCAGACCCGCAAGAGGUUGAAGACAGUAAUCCUUCAUCAUCUCCAAUGCCUUGUUCGGUCAAUGAGGAGCAUGAUGAUUUGAACGGCCCGCCUCAGUCCCCUCUGUCGCCGAUGCCAAGUCCACCCGCUAAGGAUGGAUAUGCGACAAGGGGUAUGAUGGGAGCAUUGGCAAGCCCGGGAAGUCGACUGCAUCCUCAUGGCACCGUGGGCGCACCAAAAUUCUGCGCGACGUGCGGCUUCAGCACCGACGAACUACUACAGCUCUGCGAGAAAGCCUUGCAGUUUCAUCGGCACGACAAGAUUGCCUGGAAUACGUUAGUUAAUAAUAGCCCUGCGGUAUCUUCGCAGGAGAAGAAUGCGGCCAUGCUUAGGAUUAGUCUCUGGGCGAUCCGCGAUUAUGCAUUGACUAUGAGAAAGCGACUUGAUGGCGGCGCUGCUGAAAGAAGCAUAGAUGGUUUCAAAUUAUUUGAGCCACCGAUCGCGGCUUCAAGUGACAGUUCCCGAGGGACCGCCUGCACUACUCCACGAAGCCAUCUGAACCAAACCUCUGAUGUUGCACGUUACCCUAAAGAGAAUGACAAUUAUUUGGGACACAGCAGGGAUCAAGAAUAUGUAGAUGUGGAAACCCGGGCUCUCGGCUGGGCCCCUUGCAUUCUACGUAUAAUAGUUGUCCACACAGACCUACAUCUACAUGAUCGAGGGGGGUCUCGAACUGGCGAGAACCCGGCACACUCUUGUACCAUCUAG